AUCACCAUCCAUAUAUACAGAAGUACCAAAAUCAAUAUCAAUAUCAAGAGAGAACAUACAAUAUAUCGAAUCGAAUGUGAAUUUUUUGUUGUUCAAAAAAUGGGUAAUCUACUUUAUUCGCGCAAAAAGAAUAAUGCAAAAGAACAAUUGGAAACAAUUGAAGAUGAAAUACAUCAAAUUGAUACAUAUAAAUUAACAGCAUUUAUAAGGCAAAAAAAUUAUCUAGCACUCAUUUAUUUUCUAUUCAUAUUGAUCUAUCCAUCCGGUUUGGCAUAUAUUUAUUUUACAUUCAACACUGUCAAUCGUAUGACAAUAUUGUAUUCAUUUUUAUUCAUAAUAUCAUUACCAAUGUUCUUAUAUCUAAUACGAAAGUAUCUGCAUUUAUAUUUUCGUUGGAUUAUUGAAAAUAAUAAUAUUCGUUUAGUGCAAUUAUUGAAAGAAAAGAAACAAAUUCUAUCAAAAGUACAAGAAACAGAAACAUUUAAUGAUGCUAAAAGUAUAUUGGAAAAAUAUGAUCCAUCAUUAUUGCGAAAUCUUUCGUUAUCAUUGAAUAAUUUAUCACAAAUAGAAUCUUCAAAAACUAUUGCUAAUACUUCGAUUCGUGAUCGACGAAAUAUCGAUACGUACAAUCGACAACGACAAUCAUUACCACAUGCACCACAAUCGAAUCGUAAUUAUAUGACACAGCCUUCAUCAUCAUCAUCAUCGACUCGGCAAACAUUAACACAGCCAACAUUAUCACCACCACCACCACCAUCAACAACAACAACAACACCAUCAAUACGUUAUGGACAACGUACAAUUAAACCAAUAUUGCCACAAAAUCGAAGUACAGUGGAAAAAUUAAUUGAUUAUAUGUUCAAUGAUGGGCCAAAUAAUCGUUAUGCAUUGAUUUGUCCAAAUUGUUCAUCACAUAAUGGUAUGGCAUUACCGGAUGAAUUUGAUUACAUUGCCUAUAUUUGUGCAUAUUGUGGUACAUUUAAUCCAUCACGUAAGAUACGUCCUACAGCACCGAAAAUGAUACAACAAAAAGCUAUUGAAGCACCAUCAUCGCCAUCGUUAACAAGACCACGAUCCAAUACGACAACAGUAUUGAAUGAUAGUAAUGUGAAAAUUUUUGAAUUAUCAAGCGUGCUCAAUAAAACGAAUGAUUCACUAAUUCGAACUCCACAUAUUGAAGAACCAGAUGAUAAUGAUGAUGAUGAUGAUAAUCGAAUGAAAUCCUCUCAUAGUGAUAAAAAUGAUAAAGAUGUUGCUUUUAAACCGACAAAAGCAAAAGAUACUCAACCGCAACAACAACAACAACAACAUAAUGAACGAAUUCGUUCAAUCGAUUCUUCAAGUGAUGAUGAAUGAUUGAAUCUGAUUCUUCAUUGAUUUUUCAUGUCCAUAGCCACCACAAAAUUAUCACCAAAAAUCAACAAAAAUUGAGAUUUUGUUUUUUUUUCUUCAUCAUUUCAUUUCACUGUAUAAAUUACCGAUUAAAUGGAAUUUAUUAUUAUAUUAUAUUUAUUUAUUA
Messenger RNA from Dermatophagoides farinae (American house dust mite), 1519 nucleotides. It is a transcript of the gene Lnpk, whose product is annotated as zinc-ribbon metal-binding protein lunapark. Gene Ontology annotation, cellular component: endoplasmic reticulum tubular network. Gene Ontology annotation, biological process: endoplasmic reticulum tubular network organization. Lineage: Eukaryota; Metazoa; Arthropoda; Arachnida; Sarcoptiformes; Pyroglyphidae. The record is from RefSeq and is a predicted model, not a curated record.